Molecule: messenger RNA, 1182 nt
Organism: Colletotrichum graminicola M1.001
Lineage: Eukaryota; Fungi; Ascomycota; Sordariomycetes; Glomerellales; Glomerellaceae
Exons: 1
Coding region: 1-1182 (393 amino acids)
Source: RefSeq, a predicted model, not a curated record
AUGGCUUGCGCGCCGGCUGUCGAGCAGGAGCAGACCGGCGUGACUAUGACGUCCGUCUGGAAAUCCAUCGACGCGCCCCGCUCGACUUUCGAGGUCGAGAACUCCACCUUCUUCCUCCCGGCGGGCCCCACGGCCGGCGACAAGUUCUGGAUGGUCUUGGCCAGCGGGGACAUUGGCUUCGUGACAAAGAACGGCUUCCUGAGCGAGGACAGUGGGGUGCAGUCGAGCGUUAAAAGAAAGGACCGACGCAAGGGCUUCACCUUCCACUGCGGGACCCUGACCAUCAACUUUCAUCCAUCCAGUCCGUUCCGUCGAUGCUUCGUUGGGCACGGUGCCAUGGCCGAGAAGCGUGUCGUCGCGAGGCUCAGGACGGACUGCCAGUACGCCGCCGACAAGGUCGCGGGCUGCAUGGCCAGCAUGCUGUGGCACAGGGUGGAGUCGGACGGUAGCGCGACGUGGCCGACAGAGAGGGAGGUCGCGGACGACCUGAAAAAGGCCGUGGGGGCCCUGAGCGAGCUCGUCGAAUUCGCCGCCCGAUUCGUCGAGGUGAUGAAGCGGCAGUACCAGGGAGGCGGCAGGGAGGAGACGAUGCCCGUGGCGUACGGCAAGGCCGUCAAGCUCCUGGGUCUGGCGGAGUGGCACCGCAUCCACCGCACGCUCAACGCCGCGCAAUGUAUGGAGAAGGCCUUCCGGCAGUCCGUCGGCCGGUCCGCGAGCCGGGCGACCCGGCAGAGGUGCGAAAACUUCAUCCAGUCCAACCUACUCGGCAUGCUGGGGUGGAGGCUGGCGCCGUGGAGCAUGGGCUCGCAACGGAACGUGCUUCGGGACGGGCUGACCGCGCUGGACGUCCUCGGCGCCACGGACUGGGACUGUUUCGAGGCGGAAGGAGUGAGGGGGCGGAUGGACAAGAGCUCGACCACGGUCAGGAUCGUCAAGGAGGCCGACUUCGCCAUCUGGACGCAUCAGAAGCUUAUGAGGUUCCUGAGGCACCAGCCGCUGCGCGCGGUCGACCUGGAGGAGGCGCGCUGGGCGGGGAAGGAGUCGAGGAGCCAGGAAGUCAUCCACCCGGUUCACUUGCGGGUGCUGAGGGCCCUGCCGUGGGUGAAGACUUUCGACGUUGCCGGCCAUGUGCCCAUCCUGAGGCUCGUGGUCUUGGAUUCGGUCGACGGAGCCGGCCCGUGA